AUGCAGGUGGCCACUGCCUGGUUAAUCACCAACGCAUCCGAGCAGACCUUGUACGUUCCAGGCCGGGUGCGCAACGCCCUGGCGCGGGCCGGACGUGCCGCCGCCGCCGCGCUGCCCUACAACCUGAGCCUGGAGGUGGUGCCCGGCGCGCCCGGCCACCGCGACCCGGCCUCGCUGGCGCGCUGGCUGUGCCAGGCGCUGGUGGUGCGCGGGGUGGCGGCCGUGGUCGCCUUCCCCGCCUCCCGCCGGGAGCUGCUGCAGCUGGACGCGGCCGCCGCCUUCCUGGAGAUCCCCUUCGUCAGCGUGGGGCAGGAACAGGAGGAGGAGGGGGGCGACGAGCAGGAGCCCCCCAUGCCCUUCAGGAGCCGGAAUCCCUUUCACCUGUUCAUGGACCGGAGCAAUGAUUUUGAGACCAUUUUGGAGCUGCUGGCCCAAAUCUUCUACUCCAACAAAUGGAAUGACGUCACCCUGAUUGUGUGCCGGGCUUGGGAUGUCCCUGGCUUUGUGGACCUCUGGACAAGCCACAUGGACCUCGAGAGGAUGGUCGUGGUGGACGUGAGUUACCUGGACGAGCCGGAAGCGGCUCGCCACCUCCGGCGUCACUUGGAAGAAUACCGAGAGCUGCCUGGCCCAGCUUUGCUUUUUGGCUGCAACACACACCUCUCCCAGUUGGUCUUCCGGACAGCCAGAGAGCUGGGGGUGACCCAGGAGUUCCACUGGGUGUUGGGGGAGCCCCAAAACGUGGGUGAGUUGCAGACAGAAGGGUUGCCUCUGGGUCUCUUAGCCUACGGAGAGGUCAACCGGCCCUCGCUGGAGCACUUUAUCCAAGACGCCGUGGAGCUGGUGUCCCGCGCCAUUUCCAGCGCUGUGCGCCUUCGGCCUGAGCUUGCACUCAUCCAGAGCAUGGUGAACUGCAAUGACAAGCAUGCGAUUGGCUCCAGGUCUUCCGGGCAGUUCCUCUCCCAGUUUUUAGCCAACGUGUCCUUCCAGGGCCAGACGGGCAAGGUCUGUGUGCGAAACACAUCCCUCAUCCAGACGGAGAGGCAUUACAAGGUCUGGAGCCUGCUGCGGGACUCAGUGGGUCAGCCCACAUGGGUGACCGUGGGCAGCUGGAGAGGCGGCAACAUGGAAGUAGAGGAGGGAGCGUGGCCGCAGCCGCUGCAGCGCAAGAAUCGGGCUGAGAGCGGCGGCGGCACCCGCAUGAAGCUGCGGGUGGUGACGCUGGUGGAACAUCCUUUCGUGUUCACACGAGAGGUGGAUGAAGAAGGCAACUGCCCAGCGGGGCAGCUGUGCCUGGACCCCCGCACCAACAACUCAGCCGUGCUGGACGCCCUCUUUGAGGAGCUGAACUCCGAGAACGGCUCGGUGCCUCUCAAGUACCGGAAGUGCUGCUACGGCUACUGCAUCGACCUUCUGGAGAAGCUGGCCGAGGACUUGUCCUUCGACUUCGACCUCUACAUCGUCGGGGACGGGAAGUACGGCGCCUGGAAGAACGGCCGCUGGACCGGGCUGGUGGGCGACCUGCUGAGCGGCACGGCCCACAUGGCGGUGACGUCCUUCAGCAUCAACUCGGCCCGCAGCCAAGUCAUCGACUUCACCAGCCCCUUCUUCUCCACCAGCCUGGGCAUCCUGGUGCGGGUCCGCGACACGGCCUCGCCGAUCGGGGCCUUCAUGUGGCCCCUCCACUGGACCAUGUGGGUCGGCAUCUUCGUGGCCCUCCACCUGAUGGCCCUUUUCCUCACCCUGUAUGAGUGGAAGAGCCCUUACGGGAUGACGCCGCAUGGGCGCAACCGCAUGAAGAUCUUCUCGUACUCCUCGGCCCUCAACCUGUGCUACGCCAUCCUCUUCGGGCGCACCGUCUCCAGCAAGACGCCGAAAUGCUGGACCGGGCGGUUCCUCAUGAACCUCUGGGCCAUCUUCUGCCUCCUGGUCCUCUCCAGCUACACGGCCAACCUGGCCGCCGUGAUGGUGGGGGAGAAGACCUUCGAGGAGCUCUCGGGCAUUCACGACCCCAAGCUUCACCAUCCCUCCCAAGGCUUCCGUUUUGGUACGGUCUGGGAGAGCAGCGCCGAGGAAUACAUCAAGAAAAGUUUUCCAGACAUGCACGAGUACAUGAGGCGUCACAGUGUCCCCACCACCCCUGCUGGGGUGGCCAUACUCAAGACCAAUCCCCCCAAACUGAAUGCCUUCAUCAUGGACAAAUCUUUGCUGGACUACGAGGUCUCCAUCGAUUCGGACUGCAAGCUGUUGACUGUGGGGAAACCCUUUGCUAUUGAAGGCUAUGGGAUCGGCCUUCCACAGAACUCGCCUCUGACCUCCAACAUCUCCGAGUUCAUCAGCCGGUACAAGAGUGCGGGCUUUAUGGACCUUUUGCAUGACAAGUGGUACAAGAUGGUGCCCUGCGGAAAGCGGGUCUUUGCCGUCACUGAGACUCUCCAGAUGGGAAUCUACCACUUCUCCGGCCUCUUUGUGCUCCUUUGCAUCGGGCUGUGUGGCUCCCUGCUCACCUCGCUUGGAGAGCACAUCUUUUACCGCCUCAUUCUGCCCCGCAUCAAGCGCAAGAAGAAAUUCAACUACUGGCUGCACACCAGCCAGAAAAUCCACCGGGCUUUGAACAUGGGGCUAGAGGAACAGAGGAUCAAGAAGCUAAAUUUGGAGAAAAGAUGCAACAUUCAGAAGAGUCAAGAAGAGCCAGAGCAACCCCCCAGCCAGCCUGGGUGGAACAACCUACGUCGGGCGGCUGUGAAGAAGGAAGACAAGCGGGUGCAUUUCAAUAUCGAGAACACGCCAGACGAGCCGUCGGAAGACGAGAGAGAGGCAGCCGUCUGGCACUGCAUGAACGGCCAGGAUCCACAGCAGGACGACAAAGAAGCCAAAGAGAAGGAACUGAAGGAGCUGGAGGGCAAAAUCGAGGCCAUGCGGGAAGAGCUACGGGCUGCCUUGGUGCGGAAGAGCGAGCUGAUGGUGGCGCUCGGACCCCCGCCCAAAGCCCCCCAGCUCCCACCCGCUCUGAAAGCACUGAUCAAAGCGAACAAUGAGGACAGGUGAUGGAGGAAAGGGAGCGCCUGUGGGUGGGCCGGGUGGCGCCCACGUGGCGUGGCGCACAAACGAAAAAGACGCGUGUGGUUGCAAAAUGCUUGGGCUCUGGCCGCCGUUGCACCGGCAAAGCUUGAGUUCCAGCCUCCCCUAUUACUCCGAGACCCGUGCAGUCAAAUCCGUGCUUUGCAUGUGGAAGGUCCCAUUUUGGAUGCGGCUGAGGAGCGUCUUGGCUGGUGGGCCGGGAAAGACGGCUGCAGAGCAAACGGGGCCGUGUCCCAAGGUGCUAACAAGGGGGUGUCCGUGCCACGAAACACCAUUUCCUGAUUUCUGCAGGGAUCAAGCCCGUUGAAGUCACAGGAGAACCCCUGAGCUACGUUCGGUGGUCUCUUGGGACCAUCGGCCAGGAACGUGAGGCGGCUGUGAAUGAGGGCAGAUGGAGGGGAGAGGUCCCACAAAGGUGGGGGCUACCAUGGCUUCAAGGCCUGGCAUUUCCAGGCCUAGCAGAGAUACGGAGACUGGCUUCCCAUCGAAGGUAGACUUUCCGGGCUGAGCUGUCUCUGGUCCGGCUUGGGCAUACGACAGAACUUGGCUGCCAUUGUCAUCUGCCUUCAGCCAGAGAGGAUGGAGGCAGAGCGACCCAGAGCCUUCCCUGAAUCUCAGAGACUUAACCAUCUAUCGACACACGCCCUGCAGCCAAGAGCUUUCCCAGGCUCCCUCGCUGCUUCAGCACCCGCGGGCAAAGUCCUUGGGGCCUUUUGCAGUUCCGGUGAUCUCCGCAGCCGUUUUGCUUGUGCCCAAAACCUCGGCGAGGGGCUCCUGGUCAUGCUCGGGGCACAGCAGCUUUGCACAGUCUCGUGUUUAGAGGAACCUCUCAGCUGAGCUUCGCCAAGGGAAGCCUCCAGCUCCAUCCGCAUCGUCGGACGAUCCCAGGUCGGAAGGCUGGCAGGGGACAGACGCGGCUGUCAGUCGAGAGUGGACGAUUCUGGGCCCGUCGGUCAGCUUGGCGUGUUUCUGGCAGGGCUGAGGUGCCUUUGGGGUCUGUUAUGGGGUGGACCUGCACUGACUCUUACCUGAGAGCAGGAGCACUGAAAUCCUUGGGAUUGCCAUGGACUGUCUGAGUUGUCCCAUGCAUUUCACUGGCUCUGCUCUAGGGAAGAUGACAGGGGUGUUUUUAAAGAGCUUGUGGGUGAGCGCAGGGUUCUGAUGACUUUGAAAGUGCAUGGAUCCUGGCUCUUAUUUGUGGAUUGUUCAUUUCUUGCCCUCCAUUUCUAUACUGCCUGAUAGCUGAAGCUCUCCGGCCAAUUUGCAAAGAUUAGAACCUUAGAAAUACAAGGUAUAUACAUAAAAUAUACAUAAAAUAGGCAGAGAAGCACAUAGGUACUUGUAUUGGCAAACAAUUAUAAACUUGUAAGGAGGUUACCCCUGUUGGCAUCAGGUGGGACUCGUUGGCAUGAUCGUGCCAUCUUUGCAGGGACUCCCCCCAAGAAGGCCCAUACCUUGUCCCCUUCCAAGCCUCUCUCGGAGGAAGCAACUGGACUAGCAGCUUAGAUGAUGAAGACCACGCCUUGCAGAACAGUAAUUUUUUUGGAGACCUGUCCGGUCCCUUCUUGUUUCACUGCAGUGCUUGGAAAUGCCAUCACAGGAGGACUGUAACCAAUCCUUCUGACUUGGGACACACCCUUUUUUCGUAGCCACCCCCUCCCCUCCCCUUCAGGCUUGCGACAGACCACCUCACUAGACUCAUUGGCCCUCUUAGCAAUAAUAAAUUUGGGGGCCAUAAUUCUGCUACAAGGAAUUUGGGGGCUGCAGUUCUGCUACAAGGGCGGGCUGCAGCUUGUCAGGAACGGUGGGACUGUUCUCUUCAGCCAGCUCGUGUUUGUUUGUGUGGGUUUCGUUUUAAAUUUCAGAAUAACCCAUCAAGAUCUGAUUUAGCAGCUCAGGUUUCGCACAGCCCAGCUUUCUUCAAGCAGCUCCAGUUUAGCAUGCUUCAGUUGAACUCAUGGGCCAGUGCAUGGAGCACCUUUUCGUCGAACUCUGCUUUCAGACUUAGCAGCUCCAGGUUCGCAAAGAUUUGUUUCAUUAGCUGGUCAAGUGGAGCAUCUUACUUAUUUAUUAUUUAUUUGGAACACUUAUAUGCCGCCCCAUUCGCAAAAGCCUCAGGGCGGCUUCCAAUACGAAUAAAUAACUAUACAAAUUGGAUCUUGGGUUCGGCAGAGCUGUGCUUUUUUUUUUUUUGGCAGCUCAAGUACUGGAAAGCUUUUCCAAAAGAGAUUGUGGCAGGACUGCAUUCUUACAAAGUGCUUUGCUUGGCAGGAUUAGCUCUUAAAGCCAGUUUUGGCUGGCUGUGAAAACUUUAGCAGGGUUCCUUGUAAAAGAAUAAAACUCUUCCAGUCGGGGAUGGUAAAUGUGAAGUGAUGGCAAAGACUCGGUCUUCAUCAACACAGCAGGUUCCUUAAUAAUGGCUUUUAAAGGUAUUCCUGCCCUUCAGUCCCACUUACCUUCACAACAUUUGAAUGGAGGAAAAUAGCACAGGGAAUUAUAGGUAAGCAAGAGGAGCCCAUGAAUAACUGAGCGAAAUGCCAGCAACUCUUAAAAAGUAAUUUAUUACCGAAAUGUCAGGGUCUUAGUAGAAAAUCCCAACUUGCAAAUGUUAAUUCAGUUCCUGCCAGUUUCUUGGCCUCAUUAUACAUUCUGCUUCAGUGAAAGAAAA
Varanus komodoensis (Komodo dragon) is the source of this 5749-nucleotide messenger RNA. RefSeq names its product glutamate ionotropic receptor NMDA type subunit 3B (gene GRIN3B). Gene Ontology annotation, cellular component: plasma membrane; postsynaptic membrane. Gene Ontology annotation, molecular function: NMDA glutamate receptor activity; transmitter-gated monoatomic ion channel activity involved in regulation of postsynaptic membrane potential. Bases 1 to 3048 code for a protein of 1015 amino acids. NCBI's taxonomy places the organism in Eukaryota, Metazoa, Chordata, Lepidosauria, Squamata, Varanidae. The record is from RefSeq and is a predicted model, not a curated record. Gene Ontology annotation, biological process: ionotropic glutamate receptor signaling pathway; monoatomic ion transport; synaptic transmission, glutamatergic. The transcript has 11 exons.